This is a messenger RNA of Sodiomyces alkalinus F11, 916 nucleotides long. RefSeq lists its product as hypothetical. The transcript has a single exon. NCBI's taxonomy places the organism in Eukaryota, Fungi, Ascomycota, Sordariomycetes, Glomerellales, Plectosphaerellaceae. The record is from RefSeq and is a predicted model, not a curated record. Bases 291 to 797 code for a protein of 168 amino acids.
UGAAUCAGCAUCCGUCGAAACUCAAACGCACCGCGAGGGCCAGGGCGAUGAUGACUCCGAUGAAAAACCUCAACUCCUUUGUCAGGCGAGAAGACCGUCAACGUUUUCGUCUUCCCCGACGAGCCAUGUUUCCGACUAUCAUACCCUUCACAGCUUGGUACCCGUCUGAUGUUUGUUGCUGAAGACGACGGCACGGACGCCAUCAUCGCACCCGCCAUUGCACCCUGUAUCGCGAGGGAGACACGGUCAGCGAUAAUCUCGUCGAAACUCGUGAAAGGCUGGUUGAACCAAUGCGAUCGGGUCCACGGGGAUGCCUGUCGCCACGUGUCCGAGAAAUGAACUCCAUCUACCAAGGGUCGUACUUCACCCUCGUCGCCGGUUCAGGAGACAACGCCAACUCCGACUUGCCCGGCGUUCGACUCCAUCCUCGAGCGCCUCGCCAACUUGUCGCCCGAAUCAACCCGGACCUCAAAAUGGCCGCCGUGCACGGCAUCGACUGGCACUUGCGGCGCUCCGCCUACCGGGAGCGAGGCUGGACCCUCCAGGAACUCGUCCUCCCCCGCCGCACCAUCAUAUUCAUCAACAACCCGGUCUACUUCAGCUGUCCAGCGACCCGUCCCACCUCUUCCGCUAGUUCAGGACGAAAAACCCUCAUCAGGUGGAAUUCGUACGAUCAGAACGACGACGUCAACGAUCUGGAUUGCCACGAGGAGUACGAGGAACCCCGACGCAUUGCACUCUGGGGCGGACGAAUAUGCCGAGUUCCUGCCGCAGUCGGUCGUUCACCAGCUCCAUAAUACCCCCCUACCAUAUCUCUUCGGCGGGCAUCAGACCGAGUGGCUGCGGUUCCAACAUGAACAUACCUCCGUUUGAAGUCGGCGGCGGCGUUCAGAAAGUGUAGCGGUGAUGGCCCUGA